Messenger RNA from Odontomachus brunneus, 2779 nucleotides. RefSeq names its product coiled-coil domain-containing protein 40 (gene l(2)41Ab). Gene Ontology annotation, cellular component: cytoplasm. The transcript has 8 exons. The coding region runs from base 32 to 2743 and encodes 903 amino acids. NCBI's taxonomy places the organism in Eukaryota, Metazoa, Arthropoda, Insecta, Hymenoptera, Formicidae. The record is from RefSeq and is a predicted model, not a curated record. Gene Ontology annotation, biological process: axoneme assembly.
AUUUAGCACGUCAUAAAUAUUGUACUUCACGAUGAAUAUGUCAAUCGCAAACGACUUAAGUUUAUCUCGCGACGACUUGUUUAACGCUGAUACGGAGCAAUCAGAAACUAAGCUCACAAAAAAAUUAUGGGUAGAACCUACGAAGCCUACGCAGAUGCCGAAUGUUCUAAAUCCGGAUGACUCCUUGAUGAAGAAAUUCCAGUAUACUCUACGAGAACAUCUUGCCCGUGUUGAUAAAAAGUUGAGCGAUGAAAUAUUAGAACUUGAAGCUCAGAUAAAAUCUAUUGAGAAAGAACGGGAGGCUGCAGGCUUACAGUUAUAUUACGCUCAACAAGAAAUAGCAAAACAGCAAAUGUCAAUUGAGAAAUAUCAAAGCAUGAUAGGAAAUGUGAUUUCACUGCGUGAAGAGAAAGAUACACAUGUAAAAGAUGCAAAGAACUUUCAUAAAGCUGCUCAUGCUAAAUUGCUCGAUGAGAAAAAGAAAGAAGAGAGUUUUACUUAUGAAUUAGAACAAUUUACAGCUCUGCAAGCAAGAUUCGCAGAAUGGCAGACUGAAUUGGAAAACAGUUUGGCUAUUUCCAAACAAGUAUCAAAGAAGGACAGAAUAAUUCAGCAAGAAUUAAUUGCUCAGAAACAGCAAAAAGACUGUAUAAUAUUUAAACUUAUGGAAGAAGUAUGGAGAAUCAAAACUGAGAUAGCUAAUUUGGACAUGCAGUUACAGUUGAAAAAUAAAGAGAAAAUUGAGAUAAAUCAGACGAUCGCCGACGUUAACACUGACCUGGAAGCAUUGCACAAGCAACAUGCAAAUUUAUGCAGUGCGUGGAAUUCUGUAGUACUGAAUAUCACUAAGAGAAACAAAGUUUAUGAACAAUUGAACACAGAACGCGAGAAAAUAUGCGACUCUUUCAACACGUUACGUGCGGAAAUAGAGAAAUUAAAGAAAGACACUUCUAACGAAGCAGAGAAUAACGAAACUUUGACGUCGUUACAUAUACGAUUAGAGGACAAUAUACAGACUAAUUCAAAACAGGCAACGAUGGAAAAUGAUAAACUUGACAAUCUGCAAUCUGAAUUAGUAAAGUUAGCAAAAUUUAGCGAACAGGAACAAUAUGAAUAUGAUUUAAUUAAUGGCGAAUGGCAAUGUUUAUUACAUGAAGAGGAGGAAAUUGAUAAAGAAUUGACUAAAUUCUUGAAUAAGUACAACGAAUUAGAGAAUGUAAUAUACAGCAAGCUGGAGGAAAAAGUAGCACAUGAUAAAACGGCGCGCUAUUUGAAUAAAUUAUUAUUAGAUUCUAAAAAGUCAACGCAAGAACAAGAAUUAUUGCUUGUGGAAACCGAAAAUUCAUAUGGUAAGAAAUUGUUGGAAUUGGAGCAACUUAAUUCGGCCAUUCCUCAGGAAAAGUUGGAAUUUGAAGAACUUUUGCUAAAUAAUACCACAAGAAGCAAAGAGAUAGAUGAGAUACAGAAAGAAAUCAAGAAACACGACAUAAUAUUUGAAAGAAAGCAAGUGAAAAUUGUUACUUUGAAUAAAAUUAUUGAAGAGGUGUUAUUGCAUACGGGCGGCGAAGAAAUUAGUCCUCUUGAUAUAAAGAUGACUAGCUUGGAAAAGAAUAUUGAGGAGGUGCAAUGGAAUAAUCAGAAAGCACAACAAUACUGGGUUCGUCAGGAAGGACACAUGAUUACAUUGAGUCAGCAGAGAGAUUUACAACUGCAGGAACUCAAUCUUCUUAACAAAGAAAUAAUGAUAAUGGAACAGAAGAAUCUGAAGAUAGAACAUGCUCUAGAAAUGCUCACUAAAGAAGAAUCUAAUAUGGAGAAAAUAUUAAAUCUGUUGCAACAAAGAUUAGUACAGAUGAAUGCACAGUUAGUCAUUCAGAAAGGUCUGAAAGAGGAAUUAGAAGAUAAGAAUUUUAUUACCAAAAACGAGAGUAUACAAUCUCUCAAAGAUACGGAAUUGAAUUUGAUAAAGUUGCAAAGUGAUCUGAAGCAGUUGUAUGAGGAAAAAGCAUCCUUGAAGAGCAAUUUAGAUACAAUGCAACAGGAAAGUUUAUCAUGGGAGAAGAAAAUGAAACUAAUGCAAGAAACUAUAAAAAGCUUGAGGGACGAACGCAGUAGCGGUGGAGAUAUCGCAGUAAUGAAAAGUGAAAUUCACAAAAUGGAAAUGCGUCUAUCGCAUUUGCGUAGAGCGCAAGAAAAAUUGAUACAUGACAUGGAGUUUUGUGUUGCACGCAGGGAUGUUAUGUUAGACAAAGUUAUGGGUAAAUUUAAAAAAGAUCCGAAAGGUCAACACAAUCAGAAAGUUAUAUUUCAUAAACGUCUGGCUGAUCAAAAGUUAAAGAUUAAGCAAAUCAUUAAGGAUACCAAAAAAAUUGAAAGCAGAAUACAAGAGUUAGACGAUCAAAUAAAAGAUGUAAUAGAAAAGUGUAACGAAGCACGUGUAACGUUCAAAACGAUAGAAAACGUUGUCCCGAAUGUAGAUCAGGAAAUUAUACAAACGGAAGCUAUUAAAUAUCAUAAUUUACAAUCACUGGUCUUUAAACAACGAAAAGUUAAAAUGUUCCAAGAUAUUAAAAACGGCCGAUACAAAAUGCUGUUUAAAAAUGAAGCAGCAUUGAGUGAAGAAUUCCAAAAUGAACAAAUCCUUCAUGAUUAUUUGAAACAUGUAAUGGAACGAACAAGUCAAGAUUUCCCUUUAUUAAAAAAUAAUAUCCAAAAGAUACUUUUAACAUUGGAAAUAUUAUAAAAUCCCAAUAAAUGUUAACAAAAAUGUAAAACAAUU